Drosophila takahashii is the source of this 319-nucleotide messenger RNA. RefSeq names its product bolA-like protein 2. Gene Ontology annotation, biological process: intracellular iron ion homeostasis. Gene Ontology annotation, cellular component: cytosol; nucleus. The record is from RefSeq and is a predicted model, not a curated record. Gene Ontology annotation, molecular function: 2 iron, 2 sulfur cluster binding. NCBI's taxonomy places the organism in Eukaryota, Metazoa, Arthropoda, Insecta, Diptera, Drosophilidae.
AAAACGGUCACACACCUGCCUCAGCACACGAGUUAAAAAAAAAAAAACGCCAUCCAAAAUGAGUAAAUACAACUCAAAGUACCUCGAGGAGAAGCUCAAAAGGGAACUGCAAGCGGAGUACGUGAGUGUGACAGACGAAUCGGAUGGUUGUGGUGGCAAAUUCAGUGCCGUAAUCGUGACACCGGCCUUCAACGGCAAGACCCUGUUGCAAAAACAUAGAUUAGUCAAUUCGACGCUCGCAGAAGAACUGAAAGAAAUCCAUGCAUUCUCCCAGAAAUCGUACACGCCCGAAGAGUGGGAGAAAGUGAAAGCCCAAUAG